AUGGGAGCUUCUAAUGGAACACUCGUAACGUUGAAACCUCAGCGCUUCGUCCCACCAUCCUAUUGGCUGCCUUACUUUUCGGGACAACGGGAGUACUCUUACUCGUCACGCACCGAUAUCAAGAUGGACGAGGCCAUGUACACCGCCAUGCAAUCACAGGUCGAUCCGGCUGAGGCGAAUCUUAGCCUAACGAGUGCUAGGAGGUUGAUGAACACCACUCUUAGCAGAUUUACGACGUCGGAUGGUGUAUUUCUCACCUUCGGGUCACUCGUUUUUUUUGGGCAUCUUAUUCAAUUGGCUGCUGGCAGCAUGUCUCAUUUGCUUUUCGACGACCGACACCCCGCGGUUCAGUAUUCGUCGCAAUGGGUGCAGGGUGGCAUUCCUCCAGAAUUCAGAUCGACGACUAGAGGGACCAACGUGGAUGGACAGACUGCUGUCUUCACUUUUACAGGUACCCGAGUAUCUGUCCAUGGAACCAUCCCUCGUCGAAACACAAGCGCUACAGGAGGCCCGCUCUCGAGCUAUGUCAUCGAUGGAGGCCCCCCAAUUCUGUUUGAAGCGGACACGAUGGACAGAGUCCAGUACAACCAGCGCUUUUUUAAUUCCCCGGUCCUUCCAAACACGACUCACGAACUUACGAUCACCAAAGUCGGAACGGACGGAGAGCUUUGGCUAGACUAUUUCCUCGUCGAGCUUGCGGACGAUUUGCAACCGCAAGUUGUCACGGUCGGGAACCGACAGACAACCACUGUAACACAGACAAUAACUGGUUCAGCAGCAAACCCAACAGGCGCUCAAGCUGGGCAGGGAGGACAGAUACAGGGAGAAAAUGCUGGUACAGGAACCAACACCGCUGCCAUCGUUGGCGGCGUCCUUGGUGGACUGGCUGGACUAGCUCUCGUUGCGAUAGGGUUAUUCCUGUUUCUGAGGCGGACACGGAAGCGCCAGCGACCACCCUCGGCCAUGCUUUUUAACGGUGCUUACCUGCCCAGUCGACCUGUCUCUAUACGAAGUAUCCCUAUUACGCCUUAUAAUGCCUACCCGACGAGAGACUCGAGACAGCCGUACCCGUUCUAA
Molecule: messenger RNA, 1077 nt
Organism: Coprinopsis cinerea okayama7#130
Lineage: Eukaryota; Fungi; Basidiomycota; Agaricomycetes; Agaricales; Psathyrellaceae
Exons: 5
Coding region: 1-1077 (358 amino acids)
Source: RefSeq, a predicted model, not a curated record